Chelonia mydas (Green sea turtle) is the source of this 3312-nucleotide messenger RNA. It is a transcript of the gene PIWIL4, whose product is annotated as piwi like RNA-mediated gene silencing 4. The coding region runs from base 338 to 2830 and encodes 830 amino acids. Gene Ontology annotation, molecular function: protein binding; piRNA binding. The transcript is spliced from 19 exons. Gene Ontology annotation, cellular component: P granule. NCBI's taxonomy places the organism in Eukaryota, Metazoa, Chordata, Testudines, Cheloniidae. Gene Ontology annotation, biological process: regulatory ncRNA-mediated gene silencing. The record is from RefSeq and is a predicted model, not a curated record.
GGGGUUGGUGAGCGCGCGGAGCCGCCUCUCCGUUCUCCACCGGCUCCUAGGGCGAGGCCCUGAGGCGUCUCCGGGCACCCCGCCUGGCGGACCCGGUGUCUGCCGCCCUGUCGUAGCCCCUGCAGCCCGCACGAGACCCCAUCCGUCCCCGCGGAGCCGGUUCCGCCCCCGCCCGGUGAUGCCCCAGCCCGGCCACGCGGUGACCCGGGCCGCUGGCAGCAGCCGGUUGGGGUGACGCGCGGUGGUGUAACGGCCGCGCCCCAGGCAGCGUCUUUCACACUCUUGUGUGUGUGUGUCUCCGGCUCGCAGGGCGGCGCGUGGCGCCUCGGCGAGGGACAUGACCGGGCGUGCGCGGGUGCGAGCGCGGGGACAAGCCCUCCCGGGCGCCGCCGGGCAGCCCGGCUCCCCACGGCGGCCGGAUUGUUUGAGAAGUGACGAGCCCAUAGCUGUUAGGACUUCGCAAUCUGAGAAAGAAGCCUCAACUUCCUCUGGCCACAGGGAAACAACAAAACUUACUCAGCGAUAUGGCCUUUCUGCUGGGGAUUCUGGAUGCACACUGCUGGAGAGAGGGGGAAAGACCCGAUGUAACUUUCAAGAUUUGGGACUAAAUACUAGAGAAACUAUGACACAUGUGAAAGACUGUAAAACAGGCUUCAGUGGAAUUCCAGUGAAAGUGGUCACAAACCUAUAUAGCUUAGGUUUGCCCAGGGAAUGGCAGCUUUACCAAUACCAUGUAACAUUUAAUCCAGAGUUGGAAUCAAGGCGCCUGCGCCUUGCUUUGCUUUACAGCCAUACCGAACUUCUUGGAAAAGCCAAAGUAUUUGAUGGAGCUAUCCUUUUUCUUUCUCAAAAGCUGGAAAAUCAGGUUACAGAAUUAUCGAGUAUAACGAAAAGAGGUGAGACUGUAAAUAUUACCAUUACACUAACAAAUCAGCUAGCAUCAAGUUCCCCUGUGUGCAUUCAGUUUUUCAAUAUCAUCUUCAAAAAACUGACUCUUUGGCCAGGAUUUGCUGUUUCCAUUACACAGUUCGAGAACAGAGUGAUGUUAAGUGCUGACGUGAGCCAUAAAGUCCUUCGCAGUGAGACUGUUCUGGAAUUCAUGACAAGUCUGUAUACCAGGAUUGACAGAGUGUGCUUCAUACAAACAUGUGAAAAGGAGCUGCUAGGGCUUAUUGUGCUUACGAGAUAUAACAAUAAAACCUACCGUAUUGAUGAUAUUGACUGGUGCGUGAAGCCAACGGGGACAUUUCCAAAACGUGAUGGCACUGAAAUCUCUUACGUUGAUUAUUAUAAGCAGCAGUAUGAUAUAGUCCUGACUGACCUAAAUCAGCCUGUGCUGGUUAGCCGAUUGAAAAGUAAGCAGAAUAGCACUGUUGAACCCCGUGUUGUCCACCUGAUCCCUGAGCUGUGCUAUCUAACAGGUUUGACCAGCCGGGCAAUUUCUGACUUCUGUCUGAUGAAGGAUCUGGCUCAAGAAAUGCAUCUGAAUCCUGAGCAAAGACAGCAAAGGCUGUCUCGGCUUGCUGACAACAUUCAGAGAAUCAAAGAGGCUCGUUUAGAGUUAGAGAUGUGGGGGCUGCAGCUUGGGUGCCAAGUUUCCCUGACAGGCCGUGUUGUCCCAACUGAAAAAAUCCUAAUGCAGGAGCAGACCUGUCUGCCAAUGAGUGCUGGUGACUGGUCAAAGGAUAUGCGUAAUAUGAAGAUAAUUGGAGUGCAGCCUCUGGACAACUGGUUAAUGUUGUGCAGUAACAGAAAUGGAGAACUAGCUGAGAACCUUCUGAAUUGUCUGAAAAGAGUGGGAGGUCCCAUGGGAUUUUACAUUGAAUAUCCCAAAAUAGUACAAGUACAAGAAAGCCCAAUGACAUUCCUGCGAGCAGUGCAACAGCAUGUAAAUCCUGAAGUACAGCUGGUAAUGUGUGUACUGUCUUCCAAUCAGAAGGACUGUUAUGAUUCUAUUAAAAAGUUCCUGAGCCUUGACCGACCUGUACCAAGCCAAUGUGUACUAGCACGCACUCUGAACAAGCAGGGCAUGAUGAUGAGUGUUGCCACGAAAAUCGCAAUGCAGAUUAUCUGUAAACUCGGAGGGGAGCUAUGGGCAGUAGAGAUCCCUCUAAAAUCACUCAUGGUGAUAGGUAUUGAUGUCAAUAAAGAUGCCCUUAACAAGGGAAGCUCAAUAGUUGGAUUUGUGGCUAGCACUAAUUCAAAAAUUACAAGGUGGUUCUCUCGCUGUGUCCUUCGGAAUACAGGGACUGAUAUCGCAGAUUGUUUAAAAGUCUGCAUGAAAGGAGCCAUCAGCAAGUGGCACAAGUAUAAUUGUGAAUUGCCUGCGCGCAUCAUAGUAUACCGUGAUGGUGUUGCAGAUGGCCAGCUGAAGAUGGUUGUGGAUUAUGAGGUCCCACAACUACUUAGUGUCCUCACAGAAUUAACUACUAAUUACAGUCCCAAAGUGUCAGUGGUUGUGGUCAGGAAGAAAUGCAUUCCUCGAUUCUUUGCAGAGGCAAACAGAAGCCUGCAAAACCCACCUGUUGGCACUAUUGUUGACACAGAGGCUACUCGUCCUGAAUGGUAUGACUUUUACCUAAUCAGCCAACUAGCACGUCAGGGAACUGUCAAUCCCACAUACUAUAAUGUUGUGUUUGAUAACAGUGGAUUAAAACCAGAUCACAUGCAGCGCCUCACGUACAAGAUGUGCCACCUGUACUACAACUGGCCAGGUCUAAUCAGAGUGCCAGCGCCCUGUCAGUAUGCCCACAAGCUGACCUUCCUGGUGGGUCAGAGCAUUCACAGAGAGCCAAGCCUGGAACUAGCUGACAAGCUUUUCUAUUUGUGAGGAGAAUAAUAAUAAUCUAUCACAAAGACAACUUUAAGAAAUACUAACAUGGCCAAAUCUGGAUAUGGUCUCAUGGCUGCCAGCAUACUGUAGCUCAAACUGAGUCUUGUAUCUGAAAGAAAACAUCUAGUUUUAGACUUAAAGAGAAAUAUCUAUUCUCUGAAUUAAGAGAACAGAGCAUUCUGAGCAGUAUAAGGGAUUAAGGUACUUUACUUCACUUAGCCCAAAUAGGAGACUUGGAGCAUACUCCCUAGUAACAUUUGAAAAUGUAGGGGUAUAUGAUGUUUUAAUAGAAAUUUUGUUGAUAUAGAUAUACUGUACACCUGAUUAUUCUGUAAGCAUAUCAUUGCCAUUUAAUUUCCAGAUCGUUUUAGAGGGUUACUUUUUCCUUCAAAGACUCUUUUAGAAAACUGUUUGGAUAAGGUUGAAAUUUUUGAACAAAUAAAGUUUUAUUCUGUUUGCAUUUUAAGAUUAUUUUUGAU